Molecule: messenger RNA, 4471 nt
Organism: Hemiscyllium ocellatum (epaulette shark)
Lineage: Eukaryota; Metazoa; Chordata; Chondrichthyes; Orectolobiformes; Hemiscylliidae
Gene: dgkh
Product: diacylglycerol kinase, eta
Exons: 30
Coding region: 36-3833 (1265 amino acids)
Biological process (GO): intracellular signal transduction; diacylglycerol metabolic process; lipid phosphorylation
Molecular function (GO): ATP-dependent diacylglycerol kinase activity; protein binding
Source: RefSeq, a predicted model, not a curated record
UCUGUCUCACCCUUUGCCCAGAGUCCGGCUGGAACAUGGCGGCGAAGCCCGGAGGCGCCGCACCGCGCUGGGCUGGCUCUGACAGGAAAGCGGCUCAACCUCACUCCAAGUCUUCCUUCUGCCCGCAGGAAUCGGAGAAGGUGGCGGCGGUGGGGAUGGCGGGCCCGGGGGCCGGAGCUCCGCAGCAGCAGCAGCAGCAUGCGGCCGGAGGCGGCCCGGGAGCCACCGGCGACGAGUCCUCCGACAGCGAAGGGGAGCACGAAGGGCCACAAAAACUCAUCAGGAAAGUGUCGACCUCCGGGCAGAUCAGGAGCAAGACCAGUAUAAAAGAAGGAUUUUUACUGAAGCAAACCAGCUCAUUUCAACGCUGGAAAAGAAGAUACUUCAAGCUGCGGGGAAGGACGCUUUAUUAUGCCAAGGAUUCAAAGUCUCUCAUUUUCGAUGAAGUUGACCUGUCUGAUGCCAGCGUUGCCGAGUCCAGCACAAAAAACGUGAACAACAGCUUCACGAUAAUCACACCAUUCAGAAGACUAAUUCUUUGUGCUGAAAACAGAAAAGAAAUGGAAGACUGGAUCUCUUCAUUAAAAUCUGUGCAGAGUAGAGAACACUAUGAGACUGCACAGUUUAACGUGGAGCAUUUCUCAGGGAUGCAUAACUGGUACGCCUGCUCCCAUGCCCGACCUACAUUCUGCAAUGUCUGCCGAGAAAGUCUCUCUGGCGUCACCUCUCAUGGACUUUCCUGUGAAGUUUGUAAGUUCAAAGCCCAUAAGAGGUGUGCUGUGAGGGCAAUCAAUAACUGCAAAUGGACAACCCUGGCAUCAAUCGGUAAAGACAUCAUCGAGGAUGAGGAUGGGAUUGCCAUGCCUCAUCAGUGGCUGGAAGGUAACCUACCUGUUAGUGCCAAAUGUGCCGUGUGUGACAAGACAUGUGGGAGUGUUCUCCGACUACAAGACUGGAGAUGUCUCUGGUGCAAAGCCAUGGUUCACACGGCUUGCAAGGAACUGUAUCCCCGAAAAUGUCCUCUGGGCCAGUGCAAAGUGUCCAUUAUUCCUCCCACUGCACUGAACAGCAUUGAUUCUGAUGGUUUCUGGAAAGCCAGUUGUCCACCAUCUUGCGCCAGCCCACUUUUAGUCUUUGUCAACUCUAAGAGCGGAGACAAUCAAGGGGUAAAGUUCCUCCGAAGGUUCAAACAGUUAUUAAACCCAGCUCAGGUCUUUGAUCUUAUGAAUGGAGGACCUCAUCUUGGUUUACGGUUGUUUCAAAAAUUUGACAAUUUCCGUAUUCUGGUUUGUGGAGGAGAUGGAAGUGUUGGAUGGGUUUUAUCUGAGAUUGAUAAAUUAAAUCUACACAAGCAGUGCCAGCUUGGAGUUCUGCCACUCGGAACAGGAAAUGAUCUAGCACGGGUCCUUGGCUGGGGUGGUUCAUGCGAUGAUGACACACAGCUUCCACAGAUUUUGGAAAAAUUGGAACGAGCCAGCACCAAAAUGUUAGACAGAUGGAGCAUUAUGACGUAUGAGAUAAAAAUACCACCGAAACAUGCCCUGGCUGUGACCCCAGAGGAGGAUGCUGAGGAAUCCCAAUUGCAGAUAUCAGCCUAUGAAGAUUCAGUUGCUGCUCACCUCACCAAAAUCCUCAACUCCGACCAGCACUCGGUUGUCAUAUCAUCUGCCAAAAUCCUGUGCGAGACUGUGAAGGACUUCGUUGCCAAAGUUGGCAAAUCAUAUGAAAAGACCAACGAAAAUACAGAAGAGAGUGAAACACUGGCCAAUAAAUGCUCAGUGCUAAAUGAGAAGCUGGACUCGCUGCUGCAGGCUCUGAGUGAUGAAUCGCAGACCGUGACCAGCCACCACUGCACGACACCGCCCAUUGCAGAGGAGGAAGGAGAAGAAGAGGAAUUUAGUGAGGAGUCCUCAUCUGAGAGCAAGGAGCAAGCACUGGAAAUGAUCUCAGCUAGGUCUUCCACGCAAACGUUCUACAAACCAAGGGAACAGCUUAUGCUUCGGGCAAAUAGUCUGAAGAAAGCAGUGAGGCAGAUCAUCGAACAAGCAGAGAAAGUUGUGGAUGAACAGAAUGCACACACCCAAGAGCAAGUUGAAGUGGAGCUGAAAAAGGAAAUUGAGGAACACUUGAAGGAAGAGGAGGAGGAGGAGGAGAAGGAGGAGGAUGAGACCAAAGAACCUGAUGUGCAAACAGCUCUGCAAUCUGCUCAAAGAUCCCCUCCAGAGAGACGAAUCCAUCGCACUACCACUUCAUUCACUGGUCCAUUCACAACCUCACAAUUGACUGCGAGCAAAGAAAAUCUUCCAGUACUGAACACCAGAAUCAUCUGCCCAGGUUUGCGAGCUGGACUUGCUGCCUCCAUCGCUGGAAGCUCAAUCAUCAGCAAAAUGCUACUUGCAAACAUUGAUCCUUUUGGAGCAACGCCAUUCAUUGACCCCGACCCAGAUUCACUAGAAGGUUAUACUGAAAAGUGUGUUAUGAACAAUUAUUUUGGAAUUGGAUUAGAUGCAAAAAUCUCUUUGGAAUUUAACAACAAACGUGAGGAACAUCCUGAGAAAUGCAGAAGCCGAACGAAGAAUAUGAUGUGGUAUGGUGUGCUUGGUACCAAAGAGUUACUGCAGCGAACCUAUAAGAACUUAGAACAAAAGGUGCAACUUGAGUGUGAUGGACAAUACAUUCCCCUACCUAGUCUCCAGGGCAUUGCUGUAUUAAACAUUCCCAGCUAUGCUGGAGGAACUAACUUUUGGGGCGGUACAAAAGAGGAUGAUAUUUUUGGUGCACCCUCAUUUGAUGACAAGAUCUUGGAAGUGGUGGCUGUGUUUGGAAGUAUGCAGAUGGCAGUGUCAAGAGUUAUCAAACUCCAGCAUCACCGAAUAGCCCAGUGUCGGUCUGUGAAGAUCACCAUUCUGGGAGAUGAGGGCGUACCGAUACAGGUAGAUGGAGAAGCAUGGAUCCAGCCACCUGGGGUUAUCAAAAUUGUGCACAAAAACAGAGCACAGAUGUUGACAAGAGAUCGAGCAUUCGAGAGUACUCUGAAAUCUUGGGAAGACAAACUCCGGUAUGACUCCUGCAGGCCUGCUCUUCGGCCACACCUGUACCCUCAACAGUCUGUGGACCUGGCUACGGAAGAGGAGGCCACCCAGCUCCAGCUCUGUGCUCAAGCAGCUGAGGAAUUAAUCACAAGAAUUUGCGACACAGCCAAAACCCACAGCCUUCUGGAGCAAGAGCUGGCUCACGCUGUCAACGCGAGCUCGCAUGCACUAAACAAAACCCAUCCAAAGUUUCCAGAGAGUCUUACCAGAAAUGCAGCAAUUGAGAUAGCCAGCAAUGUGAAGGCACUGCAUAAUGAAACAGAAUCAUUGCUCGUUGGAAGAGUUCCUCUGCAACUAGACUCACCUCAGGAAGAGCAGCUGUCAACAGCAUUACACCUUGUGGAUGUUGAGCUGGGAAAGCUUGCAGAGAUUCCAUGGCUUUAUCACGUGCUGCAGCCAACAGCUGAAGAGGACCAUUCAUUGGAAUUUGCCAAAAGAAACAGUCGAAGUGCUAUGUUCAGAAUUGUGCCAAAGUUUAAGAAAGAGAAAAGCCAAAGGCAUAAGGCAACUCCUCAGCCAGUUCAAAAAUGGGGCACAGAUGAAGUUGCUUCUUGGCUGGAGCUGCUCAGCUUGGGAGAAUACAAAGAACGCUUCAUCCGUCAUGACAUCCGAGGCUCUGAGCUUUUGCACCUGGAAAGGCGUGAUCUGAAGGAUCUGGGGAUAACGAAAGUGGGCCACAUGAAGCGAAUUCUCCAGGGAAUUAAGGACCUCAGCAAAAACACUUCUAUGCCAGAAGUGUAGCUGUUCUGGUGCUAUCUCAGAAAAUAGUGGAACAUUGUACAGACUUCUCCGGGGAGUCUGGUGACACUCUGCAGGUUUUCCACUCGGUAGGAUUUGUGACCUUGCUGCGUCACAAAGUGCAAUGUUCAGGAGUUUGCUUCAGUUAAUAUAUUCUUUUUCUAACCUUAAACUGUCUUGAGUUUCACUGAGGGUUUUGUGCCAACAUAUUGACCCUCAGCAGCCAUUUUAGAUUGUUUUAAUGUGACAAGUCCUAAUAUGCAUCGGUAAACAUUGGUUUACACUGAACUGCGUAACCCUCCUGGAAACAAGGAUGCUGCAAAAUGGUAAAUAGGUGCAAAAUAUUUCAGGACUUCCUUCCGCGAGGGCCGUGGAUCCAAAAACGGCUUGUUUUAUCGCAGUUACAUAUCAAUUUCAUGCAGAUUAAUUGCCUUUAUUGCUUUAGAAGGUGGAAUUGGUUUGUAUCCUGUACAAUAUUUGGAGCAAAUGCUCCCAUCAGUGUUUCUUGACCUGUGAAUACGGUCUGCGGAGCAUAUCACUCAGUGACCAAGGCAUCUAAUCCAGACUGAUGUAGGAAGCACAUGCAGUGUAGCAUGCAUGCAGAUUAUACCGCACAGUGUGCCUGCUUGAACUCUUUCUAG